Molecule: messenger RNA, 839 nt
Organism: Erinaceus europaeus (western European hedgehog)
Lineage: Eukaryota; Metazoa; Chordata; Mammalia; Eulipotyphla; Erinaceidae
Gene: NPPA
Product: natriuretic peptide A
Exons: 3
Coding region: 82-537 (151 amino acids)
Biological process (GO): negative regulation of systemic arterial blood pressure; neuropeptide signaling pathway; receptor guanylyl cyclase signaling pathway
Cellular component (GO): nucleus; extracellular region; cytoplasm
Molecular function (GO): hormone activity; hormone receptor binding
Source: RefSeq, a predicted model, not a curated record
GACAGCCGAGAGACAGAGCCGGACAAAGGACAACAGGGGCACCAGGAAAGCUCUCCAGAUCUGGACGGACACCACUCCGGCAUGGGCCCCUUCUCCACCAUCGUUAUGAGUGUCCUCCUCUUCCUGGCUCUCCAGCUCCCGGGACCAGCAAGUGCCACCCCCAUGUACAGUGCCGUGCCCAGCGCAGACCUGAUGGAGUUCAAGAACUUGCUGGACCAUCUAGAGGAGAAGAUGCCUUUGGAGGAUGAGGUGCCCGGACAGGUGCUGAGUGAGCAGAGUGAGGAGGCAGCGGGUUCGUUCAGCCCCCUCCCCGAGGUGCCUCCCUGGACUGGAGAGGUCAGUCCGGUCCAGAGAGAUGGAGGUGCCCUUGGGCGGGGCCCCUGGAACCCCUCUGACAGAUCUGCACUCCUUAAAAACAAGCUGAGGGCCCUGCUCAACACCGCCCCCCGGAGCCUAAGGAGGUCCAGCUGCUUCGGCGGCAGGAUGGACCGGAUUGGAGCCCAGAGUGGAUUGGGCUGCAACAGCUUCCGGUACUGAAGCUCAUGCCCAGAAGGCGGCCCAGGCCCCUGCAGACAUCAAGAGGUCCGCAUCCCAGAGGCCCCACCCAGACUAGUCCCAUCUCAUCACCAUGGAGUCCAGCUGUGACCAGCACCCCGUCAAGCUGCAGCCCCCUCCAUCGAUGUUUCUCACACUUUGUGUUGAAUGUAGAUGAUGUGGUUUCCCCACCUUCCCUACCACUGUAGUCAGUCUUGGGGGACAUUCUCACCAGUGAUUGAAAUCAGUUUGGAGAACAAAAAAAAAAAAAAAAAAAAAGAAUAAACUUCAGCACCACGGACAGA